Messenger RNA from Peronospora belbahrii, 993 nucleotides. Lineage: Eukaryota; Oomycota; Peronosporomycetes; Peronosporales; Peronosporaceae. The record is from the annotation of a GenBank genome assembly.
AUGACUAGGGUCAUUGUGUUGCUUUGUCUAGCGUUUUACAGCUCGGCUGAAAGCAUCGCCAACUCCGAGCCGCUUGUAAAUGUUAGUUAUCAUACCAGCAAAGCCCAGACAUAUUCCAUGCCAAAUGACUCGUCGCUAAAGCAAGACAACAGUGCUGAAGCCAGAGCCCCUGAUCUUGCCUCCUUGGUUUCGGACCUUGAGGAAUUAAAGAUGAGGCUGGCAUCACUCGAAGCGAGCGCAAGUCAUCAAGGAGUCGCUUUUGAUCUUGAUGCUGCAGAUAGUAUUGCUGCAGAUAUUAUUGCUGCAGCGAAUCUUAUGAGGAUGCAAGGUCAAGUUAGCAUCUCCGAGGUCGUUUUGCGAUUUAAAUUGAGUGUGAAGUAUAGUAAGUGGGAAAGCGCGGUGGUCUACAUCUGCAAAGACGAAAAGGAUCUGGCUAGAUCCAGCAUUGUCGAAGUCUUGACGACUGAGUAUGGAGACCAGACUCUGUGUGAUGCACUGAAACUCAAGCAAGCUAUGAAUGAGCACGAUGAAGUCGCACGUUCAUUAAGCGACGCACAGGUACAUAUGUGGGCGACAACCGGUAAGGAUCCGGAAAAUGUUUUUAUGUGGCUCAAAGGUAGUGGAAACGGCGACUUUUUCAAACCUAUAUUACGUAGAGGGUGGGAGACUUUCGUUAAGUAUCGUAAUCGAGGCGAAAACCCGUACGAACUGGUGAUCGAGGUACUGAAGAAGCUCCAUCAUCGUGAUGGAGAGGACGAAGUCGAUCAGAUGCUAGCUGACAUCUUAACGAAUGCCGUGAAAGACAAGGUCGACGUUGAAAUUUAUGGGCCGUUUCAAAAUGCGCUGUUGAAGACCUGGAGAAAAGCUGAUAUGACGCAUGAUCGCGUAAAAAACUUGCUGUGGCUUGAAGACCCGAUCAGUGAGCGUGUGAGGGAAAAGAUAGUCGAGAUCUUGCGUGCUUACGAAAGUAUACGCCGAAAGAGGCAUAAUUGA